GCCCGCUGAAAGUCAAGCCUUCUAAGGUUCUAUUCAUCUUCAUCUCUGUGCUCAUGCAUGUAGCUCCGUGUAGUUCCAUCAUGCAGAACUGCUCUCGACCUGACACACUUUCCCUGCUCGAGGCUCUCCAACCGGUCUUCAAGCUAAACGAUGUUCGACCUACCAUGAAUAUAUCAACCCCCACCAACGUCAGCAUUGGCUUCGUCCUGUUUGGCAUUUUGGGCUUGGAUGAAAAGGCUCAAGUCCUUAAAACAUAUAUAUGGCAAGAUAUGACAUGGAGAAAUGAGUUUGUGAAGUGGGACCCAGAACAGUGUGGUUCUUCAGCGAUUACAAUUCCAAGGAAACUGCUCUGGGUACCAGAUGUGGUCAUCAAUGAAUUUAUGGAGAAGAAUUCAGCUCCAUUCGUGCCCUACAGUUAUCUGUAUUCGAAUGGCUUUGUGCUGGAUUCGCUGCCGGUCAGAGUGAUCAGCUCCUGCAGACUCGACAUCUACACCUUUCCAUUUGACAUCCAGAACUGCAGUUUGAGCUUUAACUCCUAUUUACACCGUAUGGCUGUUCUGCAGCUCAACCUCUUUACCUCUGUAGAAAAUCUAUUUAACAAAUCAAAAGAAGUGAUGACGACCAUGGGUGAGUGGGAACUCAUUGGACUCACAGAGCAGAAGUUUACGCUACAUGCUGGGGAUGGAGAAUUGUACCAAGAGAUUCGUUUCUUUGUGACAGUGAGGCGCCGGGCCACCCUGUAUGUGGUGAACCUGCUGAUCCCCAGCUGCUUCCUCAUCACAGUGGACCUCUUCAGCUUCCUGCUGCCUGCAGACAGCAGUAACCGCUCCUUGUUCAAGAUGACCCUCAUCCUGGGAUACACUGUCUUCCUGCUCAUAAUGAACGACCUGCUGCCCACCACUGGAAAUACUAUUCCUCUCAUAAAUGUGUUCCUGGCGCUAUGCCUGGCUCUGAUGAUGAGUAGCCUACUGGAGACUAUCAUCAUCACCAACCUGCUGUGUGGCUCCGCUCACUACUCUCCAGUCCCUCGCUGGGUCCGAGUCUUGGUUCUUCAAAUCCUGAGUCGCCUGGUUAGGCUUCCUCUAAAGCCCAGAGAUCUAGAGGACACAGUCAUCCACAAUCCUGCUGCACAAGAAAUGAAAGUCUUCUCUCUAGUGGCAGCGAACAUUGAGGUACCAGAACAGAAGGGACAGCUUAAUAACGACAAGGCCCUUCAGGAGUUUAGGAGCCUGGGCAGGGAACUGCAGGCCAUCCGCCUCCAGGUGCAGCAGAAGCAGGGAGAAAGCCAGAGCUCGGAGGAGUGGGUCCAGGUGGGUCUCAUCAUAGAUCGCCUGCUGUUCGGCAUCUACAUCCUCUUCAUAUCAGUCAGCUUCAUUACCAUCCUUAUAAUCUGGGUAAAAGUUUCUAGCUAAAAUGCUUUUUUCAUAUUUUGGGGGAUUCUGAACUAUUAUUUGUUAUCAUGCUUUGUUGAUCCCUAAAAACAAGAUUUAUUUUAUUCCUUGUUGGAAAAGAGAAGAGAACACAUGCCUCUAUCUUUCUCUGUCCCAUAAGAAAAACUGGGGAAAGAGUUGUAAGUUAAAAUAAUGUUUAUUAGUCUACAAACGUACUGAUGUGUUAGAUAACAAGAGUAAUCACACCAUCAAUAAACAUUAUUUCAUAUCUGGCAGCAAAUUGUAUACAACUGUACAGCUGUUGUGCUAUUAUAUAAUUAUUAUAUUUUUAUUAGAAAAAUAAAGAUGAUUUUUCCAGCAUGAAUGAGGGUAGCUCUCCCAAAACAUCCUACAGUAUGUCUACCUAUGCAACACGGGUGGUGUGUUUUAUGAUCAGCCGGUCAGAGCUCCUUACGAAUAUUAUUCUACACUUUCCUCUUCGAUAUCCAAAACUGCACCCUGACCUUUGGAUCAUAUCUAGACUUUGGUAAGCCAACACAAAAAACAAAAACAGAAACUUAAAUCUGAUCUCAGAACUGCAUGUCCGCCUCACAUUCAGUUUAUCAUUAUAAUAAUAGGCAGGUUUUUACUUGAAGUACACAGAAAUGUAACUUUAGUUAAAUUCAGAAAUUGCAUUCAAAAAUGAAUAAUUAUCAUAAGUUGAUCGAAAUAGAUGUGUUCCUCCACUUCCGUGAACUCAACUUUCUAGAAAAGCCUCAAACCCUAAUAAGCACCCGGUACAGCACUGAGACUGGAACAGAUUGUAACACCCAUAGGUGGAGGUGUUGAAAAAUAAAAUGGUUGAAUGCUUACUGGAGGUGUGGAACAACAAGGCUUAUGUUAUUCUGAGUGGUUAUGACCCAUCUGCACAUACUGCAAUUCACUGUAAUGUUCUAAUAAUGUUUAUCCAAUAAUGCAGAAUGAAUGUCCUCAGAAGGAUAGCAAUAUCAGUAUGUGUUUACCUGCGAUAUAUUAUAUAUA
Molecule: messenger RNA, 2411 nt
Organism: Eleginops maclovinus (Patagonian blennie)
Lineage: Eukaryota; Metazoa; Chordata; Actinopteri; Perciformes; Eleginopidae
Product: 5-hydroxytryptamine receptor 3C-like
Exons: 9
Coding region: 54-1412 (452 amino acids)
Biological process (GO): regulation of membrane potential; signal transduction; nervous system process
Cellular component (GO): synapse; neuron projection; plasma membrane
Molecular function (GO): serotonin-gated monoatomic cation channel activity; acetylcholine-gated monoatomic cation-selective channel activity
Source: RefSeq, a predicted model, not a curated record